Molecule: messenger RNA, 975 nt
Organism: Microthlaspi erraticum
Lineage: Eukaryota; Viridiplantae; Streptophyta; Magnoliopsida; Brassicales; Brassicaceae
Source: the annotation of a GenBank genome assembly
AUGACGACGAACUCAGUGAGAGAGAAGAAGAUCAAGAGCAACGGGAUUUGGUUAAACGUUGCCGAGAAAGGAGACGAAGAAGGGCCUUUGGUUGUGCUACUCCAUGGCUUCCCUGAGACAUGGUUCUCAUGGCGUCACCAGAUCGAUUUCUUGUCGAGCCAUGGUUACCACGUGGUCGCUCCGGAUCUAAGAGGCUACGGUGACUCCGAUUCUCCUCCAAACCACGAGUCUUACACUGUGAGCCACCUCGUCGCUGAUCUCAUCGGUUUGCUCGAUCACUACAACACUGCUCAGGCUUUUGUGGCUGGACAUGAUUGGGGAGCAAUCAUAGGUUGGUCUCUCUGCUUGUUUAGACCAGACCGAGUCAAAGGUUUCAUAAGUCUCUCAGUUCCAUAUUCUCCAAGAGAUCCAAAUCUCAAACCUUCAGAAUUUUUAAAAAGCUUUGGUGAUGGUGUAUACAUGUCUCAGUUUCAGAAACCCGGAAGAGCCGAGGCUGCGUUUGCAAAACAUGACUGCGUGACGGUACUGAAGAAGUUCUUGCUAAUGACAAGAACAGAUUUCUUGGUGGCUCCUCCUGAUACAGAGAUCAUCGAUGAUCUCGAGAUACCACCGACGCUUCCAAGCUGGAUAACAGAAGAAGAGAUUGAGGUUUAUGCAGAGAAGUUUCAAAGAAGUGGAUUCACAGGGGCUUUGAAUUACUACAGAGCCAUGGAUCUGAAUUGGGAGAUAUUGGCGCCGUGGCAAGGCUCUAAAAUCUUUGUUCCGACCAAGUUUAUUGCGGGAGACAAAGAUAUUGGAAAUGAAGGAGCCCAUGGAACGAUGGAGUAUGUGAAAGGAGAGGUGUUCAAGAGCAUUGUACCUAAUCUUGAGAUUAUUGUUAUUGAAGAUGGACAUCAUUUUAUCCAUCAGGAAAAGUCUGAACAAGUCUCUCAUGAGAUUCUCUCCUUCUUAAACAAGUUAUCCAAAACAGAGUAA